Messenger RNA from Auxenochlorella protothecoides, 282 nucleotides. RefSeq lists its product as hypothetical. Lineage: Eukaryota; Viridiplantae; Chlorophyta; Trebouxiophyceae; Chlorellales; Chlorellaceae. The transcript has 2 exons. The coding region runs from base 1 to 282 and encodes 93 amino acids. The record is from RefSeq and is a predicted model, not a curated record.
AUGGAAACCGCUUCGUUGUUAGCCGAGAUUGAGGUCAUGUCGAGUCAUACAUGCCACGUGCUGGACGAGCUCAAGGCCCGCUUCCUGGAACGAAUGGAUGGCAUGCGGUCCCAGGUCAUGGAGUUUGUGGAACAGCACGAGUCUGAGUGGGUACAGAUCUCGGCCCAGACUCUGACGGCCCAGAGGAAGCUGGCCAAGGUGCAAGGCAUGGUGCGAGGCCUGGGUCUCGGUGCCGAGUCCUUCCAAAUGGACAUGGAGGGUACUUCACACGCCCUGGCCUGA